CGCGCUUCCCGUUGCCAUUCGUUGCUUUCCAAUCAUCCAUAGUCACAUUUUCUUCUGCCGGUGUACAUUUCUUAUAAAUUAUUUGGAUUUUCACAAGUUUAAACCUGUAAAAUUUAACAUUCCUCGAUUGUCAAAUAAUAGGUAAAACUUCAACAAUGACUAAAGUUGCCGGAACCCCAAAGAGUGCGGUUUCAACACCAAAUCUCAAACAACACGGUGGUAUUCAUAAGAAUAAAACGCCAAAAUUUAAAAAAACACCAACAGGCAAAGUAGCCAUGGUUCAAAAUGGAAAAACUCCAAAUAAAAAUAAUCAACAACAACAACAACAAAAAACACCAAAAGGUGGAAAUUUACAUUUAGAAACAAAUGGAAAUGCAACACAAAAAUUAUUUCAAAAAAGUCCUCAAAAUUCACCAAAAAAACAAGAAUUAUCAUCACCAAAAAAAGAAAAUAUCAUUUCACCAACAAAAAUGACAAAUUCACCUAAAAAUAAUAUUGCAACACCAAAAAAUCAAAUGUCUGGAAAAAAAAUAAUAUCCGAACAAAAGAAAUCAAUUCAAAAAAUGCCAAAAUCAGGGCAAAAAAAUAAUAAAUCAUCACCGCAAAAAGAUAAUCAAGAAUUAAAAUCAGGACAAAAAGAUAAAUCAUUGAAAUUGGGACAAGUAAAAUUAUUACAAAAAGAAAAUAGUGAUGAGAAAAAAAUUAUGAGUCCAAAAAAAUUGAAUUCAAAAAAAAAAUUGGAACUCGAAGUUGAAAAAGAGGAAAAAUCCGAUGAUAGUUUCAAUGAAGGUAUUUCAUUAAAUGAUAAUUCGGAUGAUGAUGAUGAUGAUGAUUCUGAUAUUGUCAGUGGUGAUGAAGAUGACGACGAUUCGGAAAGUGAUGACGAUGUUGCGGAUAUUUUUAGCAAAAGUCUCAACGAUGAAUCAGAUGAAGAUGACGAUGAUUUUGAGGAUAGUGACGAUCAAACGGAAUAUAAAGGUGUAAAAAUGUUUAAAGGAAUUGAAGCGUCAGAAGAUUCGGAUGAUGACGAUGACGAUGACGAUGAUUUGGACGCAGAAGACGAUGACGAUGACGAUAGUGAUGAUGAAACAAUGGACACUUCAAAUUCAAUGUUAGUUUCACAAGACAGUGACGAUGACGACGAUGACGAAGACGAUGAUGAUGAUGAUGAUGAUGACGAAUCAGAUGAUAUUGAUUCAGAAGACGAUGACGAAUUAGCAGAAGAAUCAGCCCUUGGAGUAAAAGAUCUUCUCGGCGAGAGUUUAAAAGACGAUGAUGAUGAUGAGGAUUUCGAGGAUGACAGCGACGAUGAUAAUGAACCGCCAAGAACUGAGAAAGUAAAAACAAGAAGUAAAGCAACAGAAGAAGAUGAUGAUGACGAUUCUGAUGAUUCCGAUUCCGAUGAAGAUGGUUUGCCAACAAUAAAAGAUCUUUUAGGUGAUAGUUUAAAGGACGAUGAUGAUGAUAAUGAUUUCGAUGAUUCACAAAUGGAUGAAGACGAUGAAGAUUUUGAAGAUGAAUCCGAUGACGAGGGAUUAAGUGAUGAAUCCGAUAAUGAGAGUCCAAAGAAGAAGAAAAAAAAUCAAAAACACGAAAUUAGUCUCGAUGAAUCGACAACAACUGAUUCACAAUCAUCGCCUGAUAAGGAAAAUAAAAAUGAUCGUACAAUUUAUGUUGGUAAUGUACCAAAAACAACAAAUAAAAAACAACUUGCCAGUGUAUUUAAACAAUUUGGUAAAAUUGAAAGAAUGCGAGUACGUGGAAUUGUGCCGGAAAAUCCAAAAAUUCCACUUAAAGUUGCGGCAAUAAAGAAAAAAUUCCAUGCUAAAAUAAUGACUGUUCAUGUAUAUAUAACAUUCUUUAAAAAAGAAUCGGCAAUUAAAGCACUUGCAAUGAAUGGACAAAAAUAUGAGGACAAUAUAUUGAGAGUUGAUACACUUGAGGAGAAGAAAUAUGAUAUCAAAAAAUCAGUAUUCCUGGGAAGUUUGCCAUUUGAAUGUGAUGAAAAUACAAUUUGGAAUCAUUUCAAGCAAUGUGGACAAGUCGAAUCGGUUCGUCUCAUCAAAGAUCGAAAAACGGGAUUAAAUCGAGGAAUUGGUUACGUUAAUUUUACAACUGAAGACGCCGUGGCUCUUGCAUUGGAAUUAAAUGGAUCGAAAAUUAAAACUCGCGAAAUUCGAGUUAGUCCAUGCAUAGAGACAGAACGUAAAACGAGAACAGGAAGAAAACGAACUCAUUCCAAUAGUUUCGACAAGUCACAAUCUCCCAAGAAACUUAAGAACAAUGACGAUAAUGCUGUGACUAAAAGUAAUGCAGCGAAAAGAAGAAUGAGAAAACGUUCCCAAGGUUCGGCGCAAAGAGAAAAAGAAGAAUCUGUAAGUCAACAAAAGCCGAAAUUCACCAAAGGUGAAAAACCACAAAAGCAAAAAGUAAAGGAAGAAUCUGUCAGUCCACAAAAGACAAAAUUCACCAAAGGUGCAAAACCACAGAAGAAACAAAACACAAAAGAAGAAUCAGUUAGUCCUCAAAAAUCAAAAAUAAAAAAAGAAUCAUUUGCCGUGAAGAAAGAAAAAGCUUUUGAAAAGGAAACAACAAAUUUUCAAGGACAAAAAGCCGAUAAAAAGAAGAAGCAAAAAUUAAAUAAAACUGAAAAAAAGAAGAAAGUAAUGGCUGAAAAAUUAAUGGCUAAAAAUAAGAAAAAUAAUGCGUAAAAUUGUUUUUAAAUAUUUUCUCUUUUUAUUUUAUUUUAUUUUCUCAACAACUUUUUUUUGUGUGUUGAAGAUUUCGACUGAUAUAGAAAAAAAAAAAAAAUUUGAUUGUUUCAAUUAUUGUGAAUGAAUGUUGUGUGCGCUUUUGUACAUACGUUUGAAAGAUUGUCGAUUACAAUCGUUGUGCUUUUUUUCCAUAAGUUUUUUUGGUAUUUUAAAUACCCCAUUUAUAUAUAUAUAUAUAUAGUUUUUAAAAAAAAUUCAUCUAGUUAUUAGAUUACUUCUAGAGACUCGUUCCAUUAAUAUUUUUCUUUUUUUUUUUCUAAACUUUCUUAUCAACGAUUUUUCAAUAAAAGUUCUUUCAAUUUAUUAAAA
Molecule: messenger RNA, 3083 nt
Organism: Leptopilina boulardi
Lineage: Eukaryota; Metazoa; Arthropoda; Insecta; Hymenoptera; Figitidae
Product: nucleolin-like
Exons: 4
Coding region: 156-2711 (851 amino acids)
Molecular function (GO): RNA binding
Source: RefSeq, a predicted model, not a curated record